AUGGCGGCAAGUGACCCAGUGGCUAUGGUGGUGAUGGCGGCGCUGCUGGCCGCCAUCACCGCCACACACGGCAGCAACCUCGGCGGCCAAGGGGGGGGAGCUGGAGGAGGCUUCGGUGGUGGUGAUGGAGGCUUCGGUGGAGGAGGAGGCGGAGGAAAUGGAGGAAUAAUAGGAGGCUUGUACGGAACACCAAGUGGAGGAGGUGGAGGUGGAGGUGGAGGUGGUGGUGGUGGUGGAGCAUGCAGACCAAACAUUGAAGUCUCAGUAGUGACAGCCACGCAGUUCAUUCCUACUACCCUUGUGAGCACCAGGACCCGCGCCAUUCCCACCACAAUCUUCAGGGAGAUCACCCACACACGCAUCAUUCCCACCACUCUUGUCUCCAGGGACGUCAUCACCUCCUUCCAGCCGCCAGUGGUGCAGACAAGGACUCAGCUACUGACGGAGACCAAGUACGUGACACGGGCCCAGAUACUCACUGACACGCAGAUCCUGACACAGACGCAGUUCCAGAGAGUGACAGAGACGUCCUUCAGUACCAGAGUCCAGCUGUCCACCACAACCCUCAUCUCUGUGGUCACCAGGACGGAGCAGAACAACCAGAUACAAACGCAAUUCCAGACAGUGUUCCAGACCCUCACGGAGACCCAGCAGCUGACGAGGACUGAAUUCCAGCCAACCUACUUCACUCAGACCCUCACGUCACAUUUCCCCGUGACUCAGACCUCCAUAGCCACGCAGAGAGUUUAUGUCACCGUCACCCAGACCGUCACUGCUCCUAAUACUUGUGGUGGUGGUGGUGGUGGUGGU
This is a messenger RNA of Portunus trituberculatus (swimming crab), 810 nucleotides long. Its product is annotated as keratin, type II cytoskeletal 1b-like. NCBI's taxonomy places the organism in Eukaryota, Metazoa, Arthropoda, Malacostraca, Decapoda, Portunidae. The transcript has 4 exons. The record is from RefSeq and is a predicted model, not a curated record. The annotation marks the transcript as partial.